GACCCGCUCCCGCGGGGAGGGCUUUGAGGGGCGCGGAAGACCUGGGGAAGCGGUCCGACUGGCGGCGGCGGGAAGUGACGAAUGGGCGCAGUUCGCUACGUGCCGCGACGUGGCGGCGAGGCCGGCUCGGGGCGGCGGAAGUGGCUCCCUCGCAGGGACUGGAGUGUUUGUGUUUUGGUUCGCGAAGGAUCCCGCGGCUGGCCUGAGGGGAGGAGGCAGUGGAGGAGGCGGAGGAAGAAUUAGUGGGAGCUCUAGCGCCGGCGGCGGCGGGGCAGAGGAGGAGAAAGAAAAGAGGAAGGCGGAGCGGAGAGAGGCGGAGACCCAGCCCGACGGGGGCGGCACCACGGAACAGGCCCCGCACCGUCCAGUCUGAGGGGAGCGGCGCGAGGAGGAGACGCCCCGCCGCCAAAGCCACAGCCUAUUCUCGGACUUGGUCUGGGACCUGCUGCCCGGAAGCUUCAGCCCUGCGGCUCUGCGUGCUGCGGUCUAAGGUUUCUUUAUCUCCAGAAAGAAAACAUUGACACCUUGCAUCCUGGAAGUUCAUUUAAGAGACUGAAAUUAGGGACUUCUUUAAAAUUUGGACAUGGCUAAUCGAGGAGCAACAAGACCCAACGGGCCAAAUACUGGAAAUAAAAUAUGCCAGUUCAAACUAGUACUUCUGGGAGAGUCUGCAGUUGGCAAAUCAAGCCUAGUGCUUCGUUUUGUGAAAGGCCAAUUUCAUGAAUUUCAAGAGAGUACCAUUGGGGCGGCUUUUCUAACCCAAACUGUGUGUCUUGAUGACACAACAGUAAAGUUUGAAAUAUGGGAUACAGCUGGUCAAGAGCGGUACCAUAGCCUAGCACCAAUGUACUACAGAGGAGCACAAGCAGCCAUAGUUGUAUAUGAUAUCACAAAUGAGGAAUCCUUUGCCAGAGCCAAAAAUUGGGUUAAAGAACUUCAGAGGCAAGCCAGUCCUAACAUUGUAAUAGCUUUAUCUGGAAACAAGGCUGACCUUGCAAAUAAAAGAGCUGUUGAUUUCCAGGAAGCACAGUCUUAUGCAGAUGACAACAGUUUAUUAUUCAUGGAGACAUCAGCUAAAACAUCAAUGAAUGUAAAUGAAAUAUUCAUGGCAAUAGCUAAGAAGUUGCCAAAGAAUGAACCACAGAAUCCAGGAGCAAAUUCUGCCCGGGGAAGAGGAGUAGACCUUACUGAACCCACGCAGCCAACCAGGAGUCAGUGUUGUAGUAACUAAACCUCUAGUUUGAACCCGCUGGAAUAUUCUUCUGCUUCUUAAAUAUUAACGGUGGAAUUGGAGCUCAGUAUGACUUCCAAAAGAAGAGACUUAUAAUAGAGUCAAGUUUCUAAUACAGAAUUAUUUUAAGUGUUUUGAACUUAAUUUUUAAUAACAUGCAUGUGACCCUCUGACUAAUGUUUCAGCAGUAGAAGGGGGAAAUGAGAGCUGUGUGUACACUUGUUUCCUUGGAAGGUUAGGGGUAAUCAUUUCUCUUCACCAGGGAUAUAUAUAGGCAAACGACUAUCUGAACCUACAGUUACCCAGCCAGAUCUACGAAAAAGAUUUCAAAUUUAAUUUGAGAUUUUCAGAAACAUUCUUUUUUAGAAGAAGGUUCUAAAGAUAUUUAUGCUUAGCUAUGGUAUACAGGCAACUGGUAAUUUCUUACAGUAUCCGUAUUUAAAGUGUACAUUCCACAUUUUAGAAAAUUAGCCACAAGAAAACAGUCCCACAUCUUUAGGACAGAGUAAGGAAUGAGCAUUAGUGGCAUUUAAAUUGUAGACAGUACUGUUAUUUUAAGUGGGGUGUAAAAAAAUAAAAUGUUAACCCCAUCUUGUUUUAGGAAUAUGAAAGCUGAUAAAUGCAUUUUAAUGGGUAGUGUUUCCUUCAAACGUGAGCUCUUCAACAAAAGUGAAACAAACCAGGUGUCUGUAAUUUCUGUUUAAUCACUGCGGGCCAUUAUAUAGGUUUAGUUGUUUGGGGGUAUGGAAAGGGCUUUUGUUCCCUUUGGACAUGAUAUAGUCAAUGCACUAACAAUUAUGUACAUUCAAACUUGAUUAUUUUAAAUUCGAGCUGUACUGUAAAUAGGGUACUGCAUUGUAGUCUCCAUCCAUUUACUGCUUUUCUGUAAUAUUUAAGAAUUGCUUAAAAGUAUACAAAAUGUACAGUUACUAAAACAGCUAAUUUUUCCCUUCUUGCCCCCUUUCAGUGGAAGGGGCUUCAGUUCCUACAUGGCUAGAACCAUGAUAAAACAAUGUACCAGUAAUUUGUAGCAUACGUAUUGCAAUAUAUGUUAGUAACAAUCUUGCAGCCUUGUUUUCCAAAGUUCAUUUUAUCUGGAUCAGUUCGGUAUAUUGCACUAAUUGUUUUUGGUAUUUUCAUUAUAUGAAAUCUACCAUGUGUCAGAGAUGAUUUAAUCUAUUUAAGUGUUGAACUGCUAGCAAAACUUGUAUAUUUACAGUACUUCAGAAUUAGUAAGGAAAACGGUUCACCAGUGUUUAGUUUUAUAUUGAGGUGCCCAGGUUGGAAUAAAGUGGUAUAAAAAGCAAGUAUUGGUUUUUCUCUCUUUUUUGGCAUGAAACAGUGAACAUAUAUAAAUGGUAUUAUGUAACUUAAAAUCUGCUUUUAUAUUUUCCUAACCACAUUCUUAAAAAUGAUUUGUGUGGUAUUGAUGUAUUAUUAUCCUAUUAUCUGGUUCAUUGAAGAAAUUGUCUUUAUAUUUUUGUAUUCUGGAUAAUCAGAACUUUUAUCUUUUACUUCAGAAACUGAUACUCACUUCCACUGAGAAGUAUGACCAUAACUGUAAUGUUGUCUCUGGAGCCAGCCAUUAAAGCAGCAUUUACAAGUUCAUGGCUGAUAUACUCAGCUGCAUCUUCAUAGAAACUAUUAGUGCUUAUUUUUUCUUUUUCACUUGAAUCUUUUGGUACACUGUCUACAUGUCUGUCAGUUUCUUCCUUACUGCAAGGAUCACGAUUAGUCAUUUCUGGUAGAAUUUGUGCAUUUCUAGGAUCACGAGUGAAAUAUUGAGAAUAUUUUGAAUCAGAUAUACGUUCUUCAGAAUUUUUACUUGACACACAUUCUUCAGAUUUACGUUGAAACAAUACACGGAUAUUACUGUCUGAUUUAGAAAUUCUUGGUUCAUUGAUUGGGAUAAGCAGAGGAACUUGGGUUGGUGAAGAUUUUUUGGGGAUGAUGGAAUGGUAUGUUUCUUGAAACACUUGAAACAUUGUUAUUGCCAGUGCAGUGACUUGCUUGUUAUCCAGAACUUCCCAGAGUCCAUUAGUAGCUAAAAUAAGGAAUUGACAUAAAUCAUCUAUAGGGACAGAAAUAGUUUGAGGUGCUGGAAUAAUGAACUUUUUCAGUUUGGGAUUUCCAUGAAAUCCAAGUCCUCUUGUAGUUUUUAUUUUUCCUUCUAGGAGCCCAUAUGGUUCAUUUGAACUAAUUAUUGCUCCAUUCUGAAGUACUCUUCCUUUUUCGUCUAUGUUUUGCAUAGUGUGUUCUUUGGUUAGGCAAAACCCAUGCCCAUUUCUGCAUAAGACUGCUUGCACGUUACCUAAAAGAUUAUUAGAAAAAAUUGAGGUAGAGAUUUAAUAACCAAUUGUGUCAAAGUAUUCUGUUAACUUUAUUAAGUCUAUGUUUCAUUGCAUAAACCAGUAUGUGUAAUAGUGAUAUCAUUAAUUGGAUGAUUUAUAGUAAGUCAGACUGGGAAGCCAGUUUAUUCCUUAUUUUAAAGCAAUUUAGUGUUUAAAAUACUGCAUUUAGUAUUAAAAUAACUAAAAUUAUAGAUGCUGAAAAGUCAGAUUUGUUUAUGAAACCACUUCCAAAUGUUACUUAUUUUGUAGAGCCAAGAGUUUAACUUUUUUAUAACGAACAUAUAUUCCAUAGAGCAGACAUUUUUAAAUGUUUAAGUAAAUACCUUUUCAUUUAAAAUCAUAAACCUUGAAUUUUUUUUAAAAAGUGAAAUUUGGUGAUUUUAUAAUUGGUAAAAGGUAAAAACUGAAUAUAUGUUUGGGUGAUGAAAAAAUUAAAAUACCACUGUUAAUGUCAGUCUUGCGAGGUUCCUGAUGUGUAUGGCUAAAAAGAAAUCAAGUCACUUGCCCCUGUGAAGAAAAAACUAUGUAUUAUUAAUGUAUUAAGUGGUUAAUAGUUAGCCAUCAUGAAAUUAAACCUUUUGAUUGAAAACUGAAAUCAUAAAAGUUGAUUAUAGUUAAUGUUUCAGAUGAACCUGUUAUGUGUGCUUCAUUGAAAUCUUAAGAAAAUAAACAAUGCUCUGAACAGA
Molecule: messenger RNA, 4268 nt
Organism: Phyllostomus discolor (pale spear-nosed bat)
Lineage: Eukaryota; Metazoa; Chordata; Mammalia; Chiroptera; Phyllostomidae
Gene: RAB5A
Product: RAB5A, member RAS oncogene family
Exons: 6
Coding region: 584-1231 (215 amino acids)
Molecular function (GO): GTP binding; GTPase activity
Source: RefSeq, a predicted model, not a curated record